This is a messenger RNA of Harpegnathos saltator (Jerdon's jumping ant), 516 nucleotides long. RefSeq lists its product as uncharacterized. The record is from RefSeq and is a predicted model, not a curated record. The coding region runs from base 1 to 516 and encodes 171 amino acids. NCBI's taxonomy places the organism in Eukaryota, Metazoa, Arthropoda, Insecta, Hymenoptera, Formicidae. The transcript is spliced from 2 exons.
AUGCGGCGAAUAAGGCACCAGGUUCGGCAGGACCUCCUCCGCGGAUGGCAGAGGAAACUGGCAAAUGCGAGAUAUAGGAGGAGGACUGCCGAGGCCGUCCAGCCUUGUCUCCCGGACUGGGUAGACAGGGCAUCAGGGGCCCUGACAUUCCGGAUGACGCAGGUAUUCACCGGACACGGUUGUUUCGGUGAGUACCUGCAGAGAAUCGAGAAGGAACGCACAGCGCAGUGUCACCACUGUGACCACGACCACGACUCCGCACAGCAUAUGCUGCAGGACUGUCCAGCCUGGGCAGCGGGGCGCGGAGUCGUGGUCAGGGAACUGGGGAUAGGUAUGGACCUCUCACUCCCCAGAGUCAUUCCAGCCAUUCUUGGAAAGCAAAACAUGGGGGGAGGGCGCAAGGAAGAACAGAAGGGAUCCGUGACGGGUCACAGGCUAACGCUGGACAGGCAAGGCAAAGACGGGGUCGACCAACCGCCUAGUCGUCCACCGACUCCAAAAACGGGAAUCGGAUGA